CUCCACCACCACCACCUCCUCCUCCUCCUCCUCACGGCUCCGUGUGGACACUUCGAGCCGAGCAGCAGCUUCGCCUCACGGAUCAAAACCUCCAGAAGAACCCGGGACGAGUCUCAGACUCUAUGAGUGAAAACAAACUCAAGAGUCAGGAACUCUCCAGCUGCGACCCAACUUCCGCUUCACUAACCAGCUAACCGGUUAGCAUCCAGUCACGAGGGGACGAGAAAGUUGAGAAAUGAUCUGAACGUGUCUGAAAGUGUUUCGACUGCAGCCACUAAACCGUGAAACAUGGAGGAUGCCGGUGGCCCGGCUCAGAGGAAGAUGUCCACAGCUGGAGACAGUCUGUACAAAGUGCUGGGUCUGGAGAGAGGAGCCACUCAGGAGGAGAUCAAGAAGGCUUACAGAAAACUGGCCCUAAGGCAUCAUCCUGAUAAGAACCCAGACAACCCAGAAGCUGCAGAGAGAUUCAAGGAGAUCAACAACGCCAACUCAAUCCUCAGUGACGAGAACAAACGGAAGAUCUACGACAAGUACGGAUCCAUGGGCCUCUACGUGGCCGAGCAGUUUGGCGACGACAGCGUGAAACUGCACUUCCUCCUGAACAAGUGUUGGUUCAAGGCUCUUCUGGUGUGUGGCUGCAUCUUCACCUGCCUCUGCUGUUGCUGCUGCUGCUGUUUCUGCUGCGGGAAGUGUGCGUCCUCCUCCCCCGAACAGGACGGCUCCUUCUACAUGGACCCAGACGACCUGGACGGAGAGUUCGGAGAACACGACGAAGCAGGAGAUCCUGUGAUAGUUGUUCAGCCGAGCUCUGCUGCUGACUCAGGAGGAGAUCAUGUGAUCGUUAUGCAGCCGAGCUCUGCUGCCGCCGCCGAUGACAACUCAGGUAAGAACGCAUCGAUUGUGAUUCAGCCUCGUGCGACUGUCGGCACCUCGGGGCCGGGGGACACCCAGCAGGAGGAGAAGGAGUCAGCUCAGGAAUGAAGAUGUGAAUGAAUAAGUGAACUGUGGCCGACCUGCAGAAAACCCAUUCAUCUCUCAGGUGUUUUCGUUUACAUGAACCGGGCAGCGAUCUGAUUGUGCCAAAGAUUCUUUUCUUUUUUUCUUUUUUUAAAUGUCAAAGCGUAUUCUUUGAUCCCGUCUUAAAUGUAUUUCUUAAAGAUAGAAUAAUAUGAAAUAACUCUUGAUUGAAUUAUCUUAAAAUGACCAAAUUUGGUUUGUGUCAUAUCCUCUUCACCUGUGUCUUUGUCCGUCUCUUCCAUAAUUUGAUUCGUUACCUCAUGGAGAAGAAGUAUUUUCCAAAGUGUUGAGCUGAGGGGAGUAUUUGUACUGUACAAGCACUUGAAACGAAAGCCAACAGUGACUUUAUUUUAUUUUUACUUUUUGUGCCAAAUGUUUCUGGAUGCUCCAUAUAUAUAUAUAUUAUAAGAGCUUUAGCCUCUGUGGUGUUUGAGACGACUUGUUCCCUGCGAAACUGUGACCAUACGUUAAAGGUCCAGUGCGUAAGAUUAACCUUAGAAUGGGCCCUUUACAUUUAAAUACUUUAUAUUUAGAAGGAAGGGGAGGGUGAGGUGAGGGGUAUUCAGCUGCAACAUGCAACUUCACCACUAGAUGUCACUAAAUUCUACACACUGAACCUUUAAAUACUGGAAUCAUGUUAUCUUGUAGAUUCAGAGAUAUAUAUUUUAAUUCUGAGUAUUUUAUAUAUAUAUAUAUAUUUAUAUAAAACUAAAUCAUGUCAUCUUUAAUCAUGUUUAUAUUAUAUUUUAUGAUUCUGCUGGGUGUGCAUCAUUGGGUUUCAUCUGCAUCUAAUUUUAUUUGUACAAAUCUGUAUCUGUUCCAUCUAUAUUUGUUUCAUCAGGAUCAAGCAGGUCAGACGAUGUAUUUAAUUAAUUCAAGAAAGUGCCAAACUUAUUUAUUUUAUUUUUUCAAAUGUUUGAUUAAAGAUUUAAAAGAACGUUUGUAUAUUUGGUUCAUCAUCUCAACAUUCCCUGGUAUUUUACAGACUUUUUUUUUUACAUGUUUGUUUCUGUUAAAUUGAACAUUUGUCUGAUUAAAUAA
Paralichthys olivaceus (Japanese flounder) is the source of this 2058-nucleotide messenger RNA. Its product is annotated as dnaJ homolog subfamily C member 5-like. The record is from RefSeq and is a predicted model, not a curated record. Lineage: Eukaryota; Metazoa; Chordata; Actinopteri; Pleuronectiformes; Paralichthyidae.